Candida albicans SC5314 is the source of this 816-nucleotide messenger RNA. It is a transcript of the gene ECE1, whose product is annotated as candidalysin. The transcript has a single exon. The coding region runs from base 1 to 816 and encodes 271 amino acids. The record is from RefSeq and is a predicted model, not a curated record. Lineage: Eukaryota; Fungi; Ascomycota; Pichiomycetes; Serinales; Debaryomycetaceae.
AUGAAAUUCUCCAAAAUUGCCUGUGCUACUGUUUUUGCUUUAUCUUCUCAAGCUGCCAUCAUCCACCAUGCUCCAGAAUUCAACAUGAAGAGAGAUGUUGCUCCAGCUGCCCCAGCUGCUCCAGCUGACCAAGCACCUACUGUUCCUGCACCUCAAGAAUUCAAUACUGCUAUUACCAAAAGAAGUAUUAUUGGAAUUAUUAUGGGUAUUCUUGGCAACAUUCCACAAGUAAUCCAAAUCAUCAUGAGUAUUGUCAAAGCUUUCAAAGGUAACAAGAGAGAAGAUAUUGAUUCUGUUGUUGCUGGUAUCAUUGCUGAUAUGCCAUUUGUUGUCAGAGCUGUUGACACAGCCAUGACUUCUGUUGCUUCUACCAAGAGAGAUGGAGCUAAUGAUGACGUUGCUAAUGCCGUCGUCAGAUUGCCAGAAAUUGUUGCUCGUGUUGCCACUGGUGUUCAACAAUCCAUCGAAAAUGCCAAGAGAGAUGGCGUUCCAGAUGUUGGCCUUAAUCUUGUUGCUAAUGCUCCAAGACUUAUCUCUAACGUUUUUGAUGGCGUCCUGGAAACUGUUCAACAAGCUAAGAGAGAUGGUCUUGAAGAUUUUCUUGAUGAACUUCUUCAAAGACUCCCACAACUCAUUACUAGAUCAGCUGAAUCUGCUUUGAAAGACAGUCAACCAGUUAAAAGAGAUGCCGGCUCAGUAGCACUUAGCAAUUUAAUCAAAAAGAGCAUUGAAACUGUCGGUAUUGAAAAUGCUGCUCAAAUUGUUUCAGAAAGAGAUAUUUCUUCUUUGAUUGAAGAAUAUUUCGGAAAAGCUUAA